AUGGAAAACCUGGUAGUUACUGUUCCGCCUUCAGUACAAGUGAACUCUAAUGCAGAUGUGACAGUUGUGGGUGAUGCUGUAACACUAGUUUGCAAAGCGACAGGAAAUCCUCCCCCAUCGAUAAGGUGGAACAAAGGAGAGCUCCCCGUCAACGAUGAAGCAAGUGGCGUUCACCUCAGCCACGACGGAACUCAUCUGAACAUUGAGCGCUUGAAGAGUCACAAUGCAGGGAACUAUACAUGUGUAGCCAGAAAUGAGGCCGGAAGUGCAGAGUCAACGGUUCUUCUCGACGUCUUUGUCCCUCCUCUCAUUGAUAGAGAUCUCGUAAAUGUGUCACCGCGUCUUCCAACCGGUCAGUCUCUCACACUCAGCUGCAAUGCCAGUGGAAGUCCGGAACCCGUUAUGAAAUGGUAA
Cooperia oncophora is the source of this 414-nucleotide messenger RNA. Lineage: Eukaryota; Metazoa; Nematoda; Chromadorea; Rhabditida; Trichostrongylidae. The record is from the annotation of a GenBank genome assembly.